CAACCUGUGGAAGCCGCGAUGAACAGCUGAUCCUCCGGCAGUGGAUAAACCCCGAUCACCAUGGUCACCGCUGACUCAUGACUUCUCUCCCGACGCGCGGCACUAUGUGAAUAGUUACUGGACAAGUAGACAAAGGAAGAUAACUAACAGGAGAGUAGAUUGGAGAGAGUGAAGGAGUGUUUUUGGAGCGUGUUAUUAUUAAUCCUUUGGACCUGUUGAUCAUCAGUGUGACAGUCGGACACACACAGAGACUACCUGCCGCUCGCUGCUCCGCUCUGCGCUCACCGACCAUCAAUUAUGUUAUUGUCACGUUUGCUUCUCUUCACCUUAUCUCACUUGUUGGCGCCUCUGUUUCUCUGUUACCUGCCUCAAGUCUCCGCACAGAAGCCUGGCUCACGGUGGCUGAUUGGAGACAGAGACAGUCACUGUGGGGUCAUCUGCUCACGGACGCAGGGGAAGCCGGUGUGCGGCUCGGACGGGCGGAGCUAUGAGACCGGCUGUGAACUGCAGAGGGCGCGCUGCAAAGAUAAAACACUGACACUAGCACACCGAGGCCGGUGUCGAGGUAAAAACUGGGUGAAAAUCGAUCAGCUGCCGGUGGCUCCAGCACCAACAUCUACAUCUGAAGCAAGAGACCUGGAGCUCAAAGAUGCAGGUCAGUCCAAGUGUCGUGUUGAGAGGAACCAGGCUCUGGAACAAGCCAGGAGACCUCAGGAGUCCAUGUUUGUCCCAGAAUGCAAUGAGGAUGGAACGUUUGCGCAGGUCCAGUGCCAUACUCUGACAGGUUACUGCUGGUGUGUCACCAGUGACGGCAAGCCAGUGAGUGGUUCCUCUGUGCACAACAGGACCCCGGUGUGUUCAGGAAACUUCCGUGAAUUUAUGGGAACUCAUGCUGGGACAAGUGGAUUGUCAGGGUCAGUAACCGACAGACCACCUGGGCCACCGAACUCUGGUAGAAAAGUCUCUUUCCGUUUCUUUCUCACCCUCAACCCAGAUGAUGGCUCCAAGCCCACACCCACCAUGGAGACUCACGUCCCCCCUGAGGGUGAUGAGAUAACUGCUCCAACACUGUGGAUAAAACAGCUGGUUUAUAAGGAGAAUAAGCAGAACAGCUCCACUACCAGGAAGCAAGAGAAAGUUCCCUCUUGUGACCAGGAGCGACAGAGCGCACUGGACGAGGCUCGGCAGAAUCCUCGCGAGGCCAUUUUCAUUCCAGACUGUGGGCCUGGAGGCCUUUACAAACCGGUCCAGUGCCACCAGUCUACAGGCUACUGCUGGUGUGUUCUGGUGGACACAGGGCGGCCCAUUCCCGGCACCUCCACAAGGUACCAGACGCCCGAGUGUGACGGCGCUGCUCGAUCUCGCGUCUCAGACACUGAAGAUCCCUUCCAAGGCAGAGACCUGACAGGCUGCCCAGAGGGGAAGAAAGUGGAAUUCAUUACAAGCUUGUUAGAUGCCCUCACCACAGACAUGGUGCAAGCCAUAAACUCACCAGCCCCCUCUGGUGGUGGGAGGUUUGUUGAGCCUGAUCCCAGUCACACUUUAGAGGAGAGGGUGGUGCACUGGUACUUCGCCCAGCUGGAUAACAACGGCAGUCACGACAUCAACAAGAAGGAGCUAAAGCCGUUUAAGAGGUACCUGAAGAAGAAAGCCAAACCCAAGAAAUGCGCCCGCAAGUUCACCGACUACUGCGACCUGAAUAAGGACAGAGCCAUCUCCCUGCAGGAGCUGAAAGGCUGCCUGGGCGUCAGCAAGGAGGGUAGCUCAACAACAAGUGGCAGCCAAGGGACAAGGCAAGGGACAAAAUUGUUCAUAGGUCGUCUGGUGUGAGAAGAGAAGGAUCCAGAAGCUGAGACGAGAGCAGAGGGCACAGAGGGAAGGCAUCUGUACGCUUGCUGACAGGAAAGAGAAAGAUGGAGCAGAAAAAUUAGGAAGUUCCUGAGUUUCAAAAAAGUGAACGGAAAAACACGAAAACGAAGCGGCGCCAAAAUAUUUGCACUUUCUCCUCCCUAUGUUUGACAUUUUAUCUGUUUGUACGUGUGUUGUUGUUUUUUUUUUCUCUUUAAGUGACUGAAAAGGUCGAUGUAAGAAUGAGAAUAUAUUUGUAAAAAGAUGACAGGCUCACCACUGGAAGAUGUGCAUGUUACCACAUUUCCCCUUGUGUUUCAGUCUGCUGUUGUGAUUCGUUCUGUCCUCACAUCACAGGAACAGGCACUAACACACAUUUUAUGGCCAUUAAAUUAAGCUUAAAUCUCCCCCGUUACAGAUAGCAGCACACAGGCCAGUGGUAACUCACUGAAGAGGAGCUUACAGUGAGUCACAUUCAGCCCAAAUGUUGCUCGAUGCUCAAAAGAGGAGCUAGACCAAUCUAAAAGAAUGUGUAAUGUUGUAUGUGAGCAUGCAAUAUUAAGUGAACGGCAUGUAUUAGAAUUAAACUGUGACCAUUAAGUCUAAUUUAUCAGCACAGAAUUAGCUGAAUGAAUCCCCUUGCACUGCACAGAACUUUCUAGAUACAUUAACAUUUGGCUUAAGAAUCUGAUCUUUGUGGACAAUGUCUGAGAUGUGUUACGUCUGUAUUUUGUUCAGUACAUACCAGUGUUGGGGAAAGCUGUAAGUACUGAGUUACUUACUACACAGUUACUUAAAGGUGUGCUAUUUGUACAAUCCAAAACCAAUGCAAGACCAUUAUGUUGUAUGUAGUUUGUAGUUUUUUCAGUUAUUAGCAUGUUGUCUGCACAAGAUGCCUUGAGGUUUUUACUUUUUCUACCUUUUUUGUUCAUAAAGUUUGUGCUAACAAAAAAAUCAAAUAAUAAUAGUAAUAAAAAAAAAAGAAAAAUCAAAUAGAAACAGAUUGUGAGAACUGAAAUGUGUAGCAGCUGUCAGUAAUUACAAAGGUAAUAUGAGUACUUUUAAAGUCACACAUCCCCCCCCCAACACUGGUACAGUACACACACAGUCCUAGCAGUGUACUAACACAGCUUCACACUGUAACACAAAGCAGGUUUCUACAUGCAUGUGACAGUAUCAUAUUAAAGCUGCAUUAAUUCAUUUUUUAAACACAUCUCUCUGAAUUACAGUUGCCUCAUAAAGUUGUUAUGGCUAACAUGAGUUGCCUCCUUACAGAUGGAGCCAACAGAGAGCAACAUUAUCAUCCCAAGUCCAAUAUUGAGCUCUUCUUUUUUUUGGUCUCCACCAACUGCUGAGGGAAAUAUCCGGUUCUUAGGCUGAUAAACGCUCCACUACGUUCACCAACUAAUUGCUAACUGUCUGUCUGGUGUUUGGUGCAGAGCAGGUAGCAUUAUAGCCGGUUUACCAUGGCUUAUUUGCCGAAAACCGCUAUAAAGUAAAUUUAAAAAAUGAGUUAAAGGUUCUGUAUGUUACUUUUUACAUGUAUUAAUUGUUUCUUUUAAUGCCAAUGGGUGACCAGAUUAUAUGUUAACUUAAAGACUGAACCUGGUUACCUGUGCAUCAGUAUCUAAGGUUAGCUAGUGCAACCACGGGCUGCACUAGCCAAGUCUUGUCUCAUUUGUGGUUUAAUACACACUCAAUUCAAAAUUCAAAUUCAGUGCCCCUGUGUUAAAAAGUCCUAGAAGUCCUAGAAGAAAAAACUGGCAUGAAAUAUAUUGUGUUAUUUAGAUUUUAGCAGGCCAACAUUAGCUAACAUUAGCCUGCUUGCUAAUGCGGGUGAAUUGCUAGCUAGCGAACAUACCAAAAUAUUGUCUUGAGUGAAUAAUCUCAGCUACAGUUUUGAGACCCCAGAGGCUGGUUUGCAAAUUACUUUAUCAGGUUACAUUAUGAAGCAACCAACACCAGCAUAGCUUAGUUACAGCUAGCUAGACGGCCAAAUGAGCUACGCAUUCUCUAAGCUAAGGUUAGCAAGCUAGCUGUGACUUAGCUAUGGCACAUGGCUCUGCUGUUGGUUGCUUCGUAACGUUACCUAGGAGUUUGCAAAUGGCAAGCUAGUUAAUAUCACAGAGCCAACAAAGGAACAUUACAGACGGUGACAUUAGUCUAAAUAUGAUUGUGAUUUAUUUUCCAGCAUUCCAUGAACAUGAUGCUGGGCAAUCAUGUUCACUCGUAUAUGUCACGUCACUGUUUUGCUUGCUAACGGCUACAUGGUGGGAGCAACAGGAUGUUGACUGCAGUCCACUUAACGGUCUCAGAAAGAGGUGUCAUAAAUUGUAAUUUUCUGAAAGUUACAUACAGAAACUUCAAAAGAAACACAGAAAGAGCGGCUGAGUUGGGUGAUAAUUCUCUGGAAGUUCGUCUGUAAGAGAGACCUCUUUUACAAUCCAUUGAAUCCAAUGUUAAUAUUUAAAAAAUAUGAAUUAAUGCAGUUUUAAGUUCAAACCACAACGGAGGCCAUUGAUUUACACAUAUUUUGUGUAACUCUUUUGUUCUAUGUGUAAUGUUAUGUCAAGUUAUAAGUCAGUGUGCCUAGUUUUAUUACUCUACUAAGUUAAUGCUUUUCUACACAAUCAAACCUGACAGCUAAAAAGUAUUUCCAGUAUGUUAGUGGUGAAUUCUGCAUGUUUAGAUGUUUUCCACAAAGUGUUUAGUGAUUGGGCUCUACUGGCUACCUUUACAAACAACAUUACCUAAUCUCUGACAGAGACCCCCUGGUGGGGAUUUUAUUUUUCCAAAACACAUCAUAGUCCAGAGAAUGACUUUUUAAUAUUCUUAUUAGUACCAGGAAAAAAAGAGGUGGCACAGAUGACUAAACCCAACCAGUAAAUGGAGUAAGGUGUUUACAUGGCUCCGCAUCCCGUUAAUAUCAGCCCAUUUCAGCUGUCAUAUUCACGUUUAUCCCAGUCAUUGUAAACAAGAUGUGGCAUUUACAAAUGCCAGUUCCUAAAAUAAAUAUUUGAGUCUCCCCAGUAAUAUCGGAGUACACUUUGUGCAUGUAAACACAUUCACUGUCUGCCCUCAAACAGUUGAUGUCAGUCCUGCUCUGUGAAACACUUACCACCACACAUACUUGGAGCUUUGCCACCUUAAGCAAGACAAUGCAGUAAGUCUUUAAAAAUAUCCCCCAGGGUGUCUGAUGAAGAGGAAAAUGACAGAACAGGGAGGAAAAACACUAGAAAAGGACCUUAUGAACAAGUUUUGGAAUGUAAAUAAAAUUUCUUCCUCACAUUUGGGAACAAUUGA
This is a messenger RNA of Epinephelus moara (kelp grouper), 5151 nucleotides long. RefSeq names its product SPARC related modular calcium binding 1 (gene smoc1). Gene Ontology annotation, cellular component: basement membrane. Lineage: Eukaryota; Metazoa; Chordata; Actinopteri; Perciformes; Serranidae. The transcript is spliced from 15 exons. Gene Ontology annotation, biological process: extracellular matrix organization. The record is from RefSeq and is a predicted model, not a curated record. The coding region runs from base 298 to 1830 and encodes 510 amino acids. Gene Ontology annotation, molecular function: calcium ion binding; extracellular matrix binding; protein binding.